AACACAGGCUGGACUACCUAGUGAUCAAGAAUUUUAAUCGCGCUUUCUCCUCUUUUUCUUUACACCCAGUUUAAUAUUUGAGGUGUUUUGCCUUGUUGCAAUACUUGCGAGAUAAGAUGGGUAUUCCAGCAAUGAGUGCUGCGCAUGAGGCUGCGCCGGCGUAUGAGGACGUGGUCAAUGAGCAUCCUGUAAACCGCUAUUUGCCAUCUGGGUCGACUUCUGAUUACACAAUCGUCCCUCAAAACGACAAUGACGUCGACAUUGAACUCCAUGCACACCCCCAACAAAACAACAUCAACAACACACCUUUCUCCUCCACCGACUCUUCUUCCCAACAACCAACUUUUGCACAAACAAUCGCAAAUGUUCUGCGACCUACCCACACACACUGCGAAGUCUGCGACGGACAUGCCAUGACUGCUGCUAGGCAAAAGAGGGAGAAAGAAAAGUUCUGCUGUACCCUGGUCGCAGCCACGUUUAUGACACUAUUCAUCUGUGGCAUGUUGCUUGGCAUCGUCAUUGUGGAUGCUGCGGGGAAGCGGAGGGAGCAUCAUGGGAUGUGAUGGGGUCGCGAUGGGAGUGUGCGUUUAACGGGUAGCAGGGGUCUAUGUGUGUGUGCCUAUAUCAGCGGCCCGCCACGCCAUAGUGGUUGCCUAUAUGGAGUUUCGUUUCAAUUUUCGACAUAAGUGCGUCUUCGCUUUUCACCCUUGAUGGGAUGGUAGGGCUAUGGCAAUGUAU
Pyrenophora tritici-repentis Pt-1C-BFP is the source of this 738-nucleotide messenger RNA. The record is from RefSeq and is a predicted model, not a curated record. NCBI's taxonomy places the organism in Eukaryota, Fungi, Ascomycota, Dothideomycetes, Pleosporales, Pleosporaceae.